GCCCUAAUUGGCCCCAUUACUCCUGAGUUUUGACUUUUCUGCGCAUGUCAAGGUCUUUUGUCCCUCGGCGGACGCCGUUUGCCAGCCAAAGCCGUAUCUCCACGCUCGCCGACUACGUAGGGUGCCGGGUUGUACCCUCCUUUCUACGCCUGCCAUGGCGAGCCGAGGGGUUCGGCAGCGCUUGAAGGGCGGUGGCGGUGGCGGCGGCGGCGGGAUCCCGGCCCCGGCGACGGCGGAGAAGCUGCGAAACCCGCGGUGCACCCGAGAGGCCGGCAGCGCGGAGCCCCGGAGCGAGUCAUCUGGAAGCAAGGCAGGCCAAGUCUGGGCCCCCGAGGGAUCUACGGCUUUCAAGUGUCUGCUGUCUGCCCGGCUGUGCGCUGCUCUGUUGAGCAACAUUUCUGACUGCGAUGAAACCUUCAACUACUGGGAACCCACACACUACCUCAUCUAUGGGAAGGGAUUUCAGACUUGGGAGUAUUCCCCGGUGUAUGCCAUUCGCUCCUAUGCUUAUUUGUUGCUUCAUGCCUGGCCAGCUGCAUUUCAUGCAAGAAUUCUACAGACUAAUAAGAUUCUGGUCUUUUAUUUUUUGCGAUGCCUGCUGGCUUUUGUGAGCUGUGUUUGUGAGCUUUACUUUUACAAGGCUGUAUGCAAGAAAUUUGGGCUGCAUGUGAGCCGGGUGAUGCUUGCCUUCCUGGUUCUCAGCACUGGCAUGUUCUGUUCAUCAUCAGCAUUUCUUCCGAGUAGCUUCUGUAUGUAUACCACGUUGAUAGCCAUGACUGGAUGGUACAUGGACAAAACCUCCAUUGCUGUGCUGGGAAUAGCAGCUGGGGCCAUCUUGGGCUGGCCAUUCAGUGCAGCUCUUGGUCUACCCAUUGCCUUUGACUUAGUGGUCAUGAAACACAGGUGGAAGGAUUUUUUUCAUUGGACGUUGGUGGCGCUUAUCCUCUUUCUGGUGCCUGUUGUGGUCAUUGACAGCUACUAUUACGGCAAGUUGGUGAUUGCACCACUCAACAUUGUUUUGUAUAAUGUCUUCACUCCUCAUGGUCCAGAUCUUUAUGGCACUGAACCCUGGUAUUUCUAUUUAAUUAACGGGUUUCUGAAUUUCAAUGUGGCCUUUGCUUUGGCUCUCCUGGCCUUGCCACUGACUUCUGUGAUGGAAUACCUGCUGCAGAGAUUUCAUGUUCAGAAUUUAGGCCACCCGUACUGGCUUACCUUGGCUCCAAUGUAUAUUUGGUUUGUGAUUUUCUUCAGCCAGCCUCACAAAGAGGAGAGAUUUCUCUUCCCUGUGUACCCACUGAUAUGCCUGUGUGGCGCUGUGGCUCUUUCUGCACUUCAGAAAUGUUAUCACUUUUUUUUUCAGCGCUACUGCCUGGAGCACUACACUGUGACAUCAAAUUGGCUGGCAUUGGGAACAGUCUUCCUGUUUGGGCUCUUGUCUUUUUCUCGCUCUGUGGCACUAUUCAGAGGAUAUCAUGGGCCCCUUGAUUUGUAUCCGGAAUUUUACCGAAUUGCUACAGACCUGGCCAUCCACACUGUGCCGGAAGGCAGACCUGUGAAUGUUUGUGUGGGGAAAGAGUGGUAUCGAUUUCCCAGCAGCUUCCUCCUGCCUGAUAACUGGCAGCUUCAGUUCAUUCCAUCAGAGUUCAGAGGCCAGCUACCAAAACCUUUUGAAGAGGGGCCGUUGGCCACCCGGAUUGUUCCUACUGACAUGAAUGACCAAAACCUGGAAGAACCAUCCAGAUAUAUUGAUAUCAGCAAAUGCCAUUAUUUAGUGGAUUUUGACACCAUGAGAGAAACACCCCGGGAGCCGAGAUAUUCGUCCAAUAGAGAAGAAUGGAUCAGCUUGACGCACAGACCAUUCCUUGAUGCUUCCAGAUCUUCAAAGCUGCUGCGGGCAUUCUAUGUCCCCUUCUUGUCAGAUCAAUAUACAGUGUAUGCAAACUACACCAUCCUGAAACGCCAGAAAGCAAAACAAACCAGGAAGAAAAGUGGAGACUGGAGGUGAGCAGAACCAACUUACAAGAAGAACUGAGAACCCCUGGAUGGGAUGGCUGUGUUCAGCUGUUCUCCACACUCUGGCUUGGCAUCUGAGAAUGCACAAGGCUCUCUCAGACCAUUUGGGCUUCUCCACCGAAGCUGCUUGGCAGCUCCUAGCAGACCUGCCUGUUCCAGUCCUAGUGCUGAAAAUGAGCACAGCCUCAUUGCCAACCCACAUGUCUUUUUCCCCUCCAGUAAGACUGAGCUUCUGGAAAGCACUUCACAGGAUGAGGACCCUGUCCUGGAACUAUCUCAGGAAAAUGGCGACCAUUUGAGGAACUGUGACCUGAUUUUAUUGUAGAUGCUGCCUCUCAUCUCCAUUUUAUUUCUUUAACAACCAAUGGAAACCAAAUGGUGGUUUUUGUUUGUUUUCCAUGUUAGCAUGCUGUUUCUUGAAUUCUAGGCUUCUCUGUAUAAAGGUAUCGG
Messenger RNA from Ochotona princeps (American pika), 2463 nucleotides. It is a transcript of the gene ALG9, whose product is annotated as ALG9 alpha-1,2-mannosyltransferase. Gene Ontology annotation, cellular component: endoplasmic reticulum membrane. Bases 155 to 2005 code for a protein of 616 amino acids. The record is from RefSeq and is a predicted model, not a curated record. Gene Ontology annotation, biological process: protein N-linked glycosylation. Lineage: Eukaryota; Metazoa; Chordata; Mammalia; Lagomorpha; Ochotonidae. Gene Ontology annotation, molecular function: alpha-1,2-mannosyltransferase activity. The transcript is spliced from 16 exons.